UUCUCUGAAGAUAAGGUAAGCGGCAACAGCUAUUACUACCUAAAGGGAAUUGACUACGUAAUGGAUCACUUCAAAACCAGAUACGGUGACUCUUUAAUCUAUAUCACCGAGAACGCCUCCGUUUCGAAACCUGUGAGGAGGCUGUUGCCGAAUCCAAGCGGAUUGAUUAUCUUUGUAGUCAUCUCUGCUUUCUCAGUAAAGUCAUCAAAGAGAAAUGUCAACAUAAAAGGAUACUUUGCAUGGGUUCUUGGAGAAAAUUAUGAAUUAUGUAUGAACACUUUAUGCCCAUGA
Molecule: messenger RNA, 291 nt
Organism: Thlaspi arvense
Lineage: Eukaryota; Viridiplantae; Streptophyta; Magnoliopsida; Brassicales; Brassicaceae
Source: the annotation of a GenBank genome assembly